CUAUCCAAACAUUAUUUCACUCCGAUGAAUUGAAUCAGUAUAUCGAAUCAGCUCCAGCUCUAAUCAAGCAAGCACCUGAACAACUAAUCAAAAUCUUAAGAGUCACAUGAAAUCUACAAGUAGGCAAAGAUUUAUUAGGGUUGGAGCUAAAAUCUGCAGAACGUCGGCACUCCAGGAACGACUUUGCCUAAAUAUAUCCUAGGUUCCUAUUUUUAAGCUGGAGCAACUGUACGAGACAUAUAGAAGUCCAGCAGAGGGCGGUCGUGCAGAAUCCGUCCGACUGAUGCUGAAAGACCAAAAUAGGGAGUGGGAGGAUAUUGCUAUAACCGGUCAGACGUGGCCAACUGUAAAGCAAAGCUGUCUAUUUGGACAGCUGCCCAAACUGGAAGACGGCGACCUGAUAUUGUACCAGACUAAUGCUAUCCGUCGACACUUGGCACGCAAACUGGGCAUUUAUGGUCAAAAUGAGAAAGAGGCUGCUUUGAUCGACAUGAUUGAUGAUUUCCUGGUAGAGAUUCAGGCAAAAUACAUGAAGCUUAUUUAUCAGGAAUAUGAAACAGGAAAAGAAAAAUAUCUGAAGGAACUGCCUGAAAGUCUUGGGCGCUUGGAAAAAAUCUUAAGCAGCAACAAAGGAGGAUUUCUGGUUGGCUCACAGAUCUCCUUUGCCGACUAUCUGCUGCUGUCGCUCCUCUUAUAUCAUCAGGUCCUCUCUCCAUCCUGCCUGGAUUCUUUUCCCACCUUGAGAAGUUACCUGGAUAAAAUUUCUUCCAGACCCAACCUGAAGGCCUACAUGCAGAGCGAUGCUUUCAAGAACAAACCCAUCAAUGCCAACGGGAAACAGUAAAGGCAUCAUAAAGUCUCAUGUCAUCUGAAAUGCCCACUUUCAAACACAUACUGUAGUGACGGAUUUGCAAAGCUGUACAUUUUGCUUCAAUAA
Paramisgurnus dabryanus is the source of this 937-nucleotide messenger RNA. The record is from RefSeq and is a predicted model, not a curated record. Lineage: Eukaryota; Metazoa; Chordata; Actinopteri; Cypriniformes; Cobitidae.